GCGAGGGAUGUGAGGCGGUCAAGAUGGCGGCGCCCUGUGGAGUGCAGUUUCUUUAAGAGUGGUGCCUGGAGACUGUAUCGGCGGGUGGCCCAGGGACCCCGCCAGACAGGUCAGGAGGCCGUGAAAGUGACGUCUGAGAGCCCCUCCCCUCCCCUCACGGUCCAUCUCAGCAACACACCCUCCACGCCCCCACGUAGCCAGCACCACCAUGGCCAGGGAACAGCUCAGUGUGGGGGACUUGCUCCCCCUCCUGGAGACCUCUGAUCUCCAUCAACUUGAAGAAAUCAAAGGUCUCAUCAAUGAACACCUCAGUACAGAGCGAGGAUCUGUGCUCCUGAAUGGCUUGGUGGAUUACUUCUUGGAGACCAACUCGACCCAAGCUAUGCACAUCCUGUGUUCAGUGAGAGAGCCGCAUGACAAGCACCUGUUUGAUAAGAUGAACGAGUGCAUGGCAAAGCAUUCCUGUCGUCUGCCCACUCUCAACCUGCUGGGGCAAGUAGUCCGCAAGCAGCCAUCCUGGAUCCAUAAGAUCGCCCGCUACCCUCUGCUGCUCUCCCUGCUCAAAUGCCUCAAGACGGACACAGAUGUUGUGGUUCUCAUAACUGGAGUGCUGGUGCUUGUGACCCUGCUACCCAUGAUCCCUCAGGCUGGGAAGCAGCAUCUCUAUGAGUUCUUUGACAUCUUUGGCCGCCUGGCUGCCUGGAACCUGAGGAACCCAGGACACGUUUCAGAAGUGUACCUGAUCCACCUACAUGCUAGCGUCUAUUCACUCUUCCAUCGCCUUUACGGCAUGUACCCCUGCAACUUCAUUUCCUACCUGCGCUCACAUUACAGUAUGAAGGAGAACAUGGACACAUUCGAGGAGGUUGUUAAGCCGAUGCUGGAACAUGUUCGCAUGCACCCAGAAUUAGUGACUGGAACAAAGGACCAUGAGCUUGACCCUACCAGGUGGAAGAGAUUUGAGAUCCAUGACAUUGUCAUUGAGUGUGCCAAAGUGUCUCUGGACCCCAGGGAGGCAUCCUGUGAGGAGGGCUAUGCCACCCUGCCUGAGCACUUCUGUGGCCAGCUGCACUUACGCCCUCCUGAUUGCACCGCCAGCCCUUACACUGACUUCCACAGCAGCUAUGGAAGUUCAUCCUCGAGUCAGUUCUAUACCCCGCGGCAGCCUGUCCUCCCUCCCCUCCCCCUGGCAUCUCUCUCAGGGACCCAAACAGCCUAUCGCAGCCCCCCCAGCACCCGCCGACCGAACUCCAGCUGUGACUUCAACUCCACCUAUGGCAUUAAGGACACUCUCUGGAGUCCCUCCUCCCUGUGUGGUAUGGCCACUCCCCCGUCAUCAAGGGGAAUGUCGCCCAACCCUGAGCUAUCACAGAGUGCCUUUCACCUGUCUGGCCGCUUUCACAGCACUCCAGCUGGUGGUAAAGGUACCCCAUGUUCUAGCACCCCUGCAGCAUCCUCUCCACCCCCCAGUCUCACUGAUGAGUUGCCCUCUGCGUCUCUGCCCCAAAACACGUCCAGCCUGACGUGCAAGGAUGGUAGACCUGUGGAACCCUGCAAGCCCCCCCUUCUGAGACAGGAACCAAUCAGAGAGCUUGAGAAAGCAGGGGGUGAAGUGACCAACCACAGAGAUGGUGAGACUGAGACUGUGUCCAUGACGCUGACUGAGCUUUCGGUCUACAUUAAGGAGCAGGAGCAGCUGCGGAUGGGCAAGGAAAGGGAGGAGGCUGCCAUAACAGAAGAGCUGCUGAAGCUGACAGAGGAGAAGCGUGACCCCAGUGGACUGAGGGGCUUUGACUCACCCUUCUACCACACCACAGAGACUCUCACAGGGGCCCAGGAGAAACCCCCGUCCACCUCCACCCAGAGCAGCCUACUCAGAGAGACCAACAACGUUGUCUCUACACCCGACAAGACAGACACCCGAACCGGGCGUAGAGGCAUGGGCAGCCGCGGCCCGUCCCAGGAGCAGCCAUGGUCCUUCCAGCCAGUCUUCACUCCCAUCGAGCACCCUGCUCUCAGCCACGUCCGCCAUAGCCCUACUACGGACGACGAGGCGCUCAAAUAUGGUGCACUCCUCUCGCCCAGCCCCUGCAAGGCUCCCUCACUUCCCUAUGAGUCACUGUUUGACCUAGCCCUGCCUCGCGCUGCCUCACUGUAUGUGGGACGCAGGACCUCGGAGGUGCUAGAGAAAGUGACGGCCGAGGGCAGGCCGGGGGAAGUGGGGGAGGGGGAGGAUGGGCUUGUAGCAACUUCCGCGUCUCCUCUUGAGGUACUUGAUCGUCUCGUGCAGCAAGGGAGCGACGCCCAUGACAGGGUGCUAAAGAGAUUACCCCUGCCAAGCAAGUCAGCUGAUUGGACUCACUUCGGAGGCUCUGCUCCCCUGGAUGAGUUGCAGACUCUGCGCAGUCAGUUGCUGCUGCUGCAUAAUCAGCUGCUUUACGAGCGCUAUAAACGCGAGCAGCAUGCUGUGCGCAACCGGCGCCUCCUCCGCCGCAUAAUCAACGCCACGGCGCUGGAGGAGCAGAACAACGCAUUGAAGGACCAGCUGAAUCUGCAGAAUGUGGACAUCACAUCUCUGCGUGAGAGCCUACAAGUGGAACAGCAGCGCUACAGGCAGCUGUGGGAUGACCGGGAGACCAUGGUCACACGUCUUCACAGCCAGAUCCGGCAGCUCCAGCAGAGCCGUGAUGACUACUACACCAAGAACCAGGAGUUACAGAGUAAGUUACAGGAGUGUCAGAAGAGGAUGGGCGAGAUGGAGGCAGAGCUACAGAGGGCUAAUAACAAAGUGUGUCAUACAGGGCACCAACUGAACCAGCUUACCGCCAAGUUGUCCACAAGUGAGAGUACCCAGCAACAACUGAGUUUCCUGAGCAAACAGUUGCUAUUGUUGGGGGAGGCACAUAAACUGUGUGUGCAAGAGCUUCAGCAAGCUGGUCCAGACAUCAGCAAGGAGGUGCAGAUGUUGCAGUUGUCCUGGGGGAAGGAAGUGGAGCAGCUUAAGCAGAGUCUACUAUUGCAGGGCCAGAAGCUGGAGGCAGCACAGCAGAGAGUGGCUGAACUGGAGACACAGCUCUCCAAGAAGGAGCAUCUGAUCGCAGAGCAGAAGAAGUUCCUGGAGGACGUCAAGUGCCAGGCCAAGGAGGAGCUGCAGGCGUCAGAGAGUAGGUAUGAGACUCAGAGGCGUGUGACUCAGGUCCUGCAGACUGAGCUGCUGCAGCUCUAUAGCAGGCUGGAGACGGAAGCCCCUACUGCCACUGCAGCAGCUUCAUCUGUUGGGGAAGCCAAAGACCGCUGCAGCCCCCCAGAGACCAGUGUGAUGGUGUUGGAUGGACCAGUGAAAACAGCCUCCAAAGAGGAUGUGGAGACGUCUCUGUCUCCACAUGGUAACGGCAGCAUUCUGCCGUCGGGUCAAGCCAAGUCUGUUAACGGCAGUCGAGACACCCCUCCCCCUGUGCUGGUGGAGCCGCCACCUCUUCGGCCGCAUAUACCGCUGGGGCCCACUGGACCCCCAGCACCCUCUUCAGCUGCACCCCUCACUGUGGGCUCCUACCCUAGCGCCAAAAGCUUCUUGGGCAUGCGGGCGCGGGAGCUGUUCCGCAACAAGAGCGAGAGUCAGUGUGACGAGGGCGAAACCUUGCGCCCGCAGCUUACUGGCCUGUCGCAGGGCCUGAAGACUGAGCUCUGUGUAGAGCCGCCCAAAAAGACUGCAUCUGGACCCGCCCUCACCACAGCGGCUAAAGAGGCCCAGACCCACAGCCUGCAGCGGGCCACUAGCCGAGAAGGAGGCGGGGCCAGCGGGACGCCAGCCCGGCCCAGGCAGCAACAGCUACGGAUCAUGGACUAUAACGAAACACAUCAGGAGCACAGCUAGAGAGAGAGAAAGCAAGUGAGAGAAAAGGAAGUUGGCUUCAGAGCUAGUAAAUGGAGAAAGCUGCAAGCUGAGAUCGGAUUACGCAGGACUCUUUUGAUUUCAGUGUUAUUUGUCCCAUUCCCUCAAGUGGACAACAGGAUUUGGAACUGUUUUGUUCCUCGCCAAAAAACUGGAGCUUUGAAAGGCUUGGAUAUGAAAGACAGUGUUGCAAGGUCAUCCCACGCAGAGUGUUACUCCGUGGGUUUAUUUGGGCCCCCCCUCUGUAUCCUUGUGAAACUCCAUAAGGCUCAUUCAUUUGCCCUUACAUCUGCUAAAUUAGCAGUAUGGUUUGAAAACAUGAUUGAGUCCCAGCUCGAGUCAGAGCAGAGCAUCAGCCUUGUAUAGGUCUCUAGUUGUAUGAAAGUAACAGAAGCAAUGUGCGGUUUAGGCAAAGUGAUUUCUGGGUUAAUACAUGCCUACAGAGUUCUGUGUGGUGCAUAGCGUGCUUUAGAGCUGAAUGAUUUGGAUUUGGGGGAAAUAUCUAUAGAUUUUCGAACAAGUUUUGUGACUGCAGUUUAAACUGAGAUUAUUUUAAGGUCCAGACCAGCAUAUCCACUUUUUCUGGCUUCAGGUUCAAAAGGUAGCACAUCUAGUUUGUUCAUGUGGAUGUUCAGUCGCUUCUAAAUGGUCUGAAUCGGGGGUGCCCAAUCCUUCCUGUAGAUCUACCACCCUGUAGAGUUCAUAUCCUACAUGCCUUGUUCUAAUAUUCAGGUGCCUCUGAAGGCCUUUCAUUCCAUGUAACACGUGUGUGAGGUUGGGGUGGGAGCUAAACUCUGUACGGUGGCAGAUCUUCAAAACCAACCAUGGUAAUUCAUCUGUAGAGAGUUCACAAGCCGUGUUUUUAGGUUUAAAAAGUUCCUUACUUAAAACUUAGGCUAUAAUUAAAAUUGCAGCUCUUGCGAUUUGAAUGUUGGGACUACCCUUAUAAGAUCUUUAAGUAUGGUUUACAUUUAGUUUAUUAAUGGUUAAGAAUUAGGUCAUGCACACCUUUAAAAUCACUGAUAAGCAGUUGUAAACACAUCAGCAGUGACCUGUCUGAUGAAUAUUUGAAGCUGACAGGUUUAAUGCUUAAUGAUGGAGAAGACAAAGUAAGAUAAGUAACCUGCAAGAUCUUAGGUUUAACAGUAUAGUUGAAUAUGUGCUCACAAUUUUGCACACUUUUUAUGUGUUAUAACUGCUUAUUAUUUUUUGUGUUUAUAACCUAAUUAAUAACGAUUAAUAAACUAGUUUUAAACCGUUGAUUAAAGCUUUAUAAGAGUAAUCUUAAAGUAAAAUGUAAAAACAUAAAAUUGAUCAAAUCUUUCAGCCCUAGCUUGCUUACACCCGGGGAUAGAUCAGCCUUCUUGUGUCAAGGAGGAACAAGUCUAUGUUCCAGACCCCUUAAAGAACUGAGAAUUAACCCUGAAAUGCUUUUAAAAGUGCUGAAACCAUGCAUAUUGCUUUUGUAUGUGUGAGUGUGUGAGCGAGAAUGUGUGUGGCAGUCGGAAUGAAAGAGAGAGGGCGCUAUGAAGUUUAGUAGAGGUGCUUUUUAUAUUACUAGAAUUUUUAAAUUAUUUAUUUUUUGUCUCUACUUUGUGACAUAUUGCCUUUUAGGUAAGAGACAAGUAUUAGUGCUCAACAAAAGUAAAUCAGCAGACAAACAAAAGUAGCCUUCCAAGUAACGCCAGUCCAAGGUAUCAAUAAUGAUAGUGUCAUAUUAACUGACUGACAGUGAGAGCAGUUACACUGAACUGUUACAUGUCAUUACAUGAAGCUGUUACAUCUUGUAAUACUUUUCAUAAAUGCCAUAUCUCCAUGGUGCAAUCCACAUAAUCAGGCUUUAUUCUGAGGAUUUCUCUUACCAGUAAAGUAAGCAUUGCACUAAUCAGUAUCGCGAUACUAACACUUGAUCAUCAGAUCCCACAGAUUUUUUAGAAUCUCUCUAGUUUCUUAAAUAGGGGUGGGCAAAAAUAUAUUGCAGUACUUUAAGGCAUUUUCUCAGUACAUAAUACGUAUCAGCAUAUUUAGUUUCUGAGGUUUAAUAAAGGGGAACAGACAAAAAUGAACUAGCAGUGCCACAUUUAAAAAUACUUUUAAAACUAUGAAUACAGUGAUUUUUAUGCAGCAUUUCACAUGCUGCACUAUAUUACAUUUUAAUUAUGCUCUCUGUUUAAAGAAACGUUCAGAUAGUUGGUGUUCUUUACAGACAAUGCUAAAUAGCAUCAUAUUGCCCACCCCUACUCUUCACCUACAGCAAGAUGGCUAAACUUCAUUACAAGCAGCUGGCCAAAGGACUUUAUCUGCCCAACACUGUGAAAUGCAGCCCCCUGUGAAUUCCU
Messenger RNA from Colossoma macropomum (tambaqui), 6231 nucleotides. RefSeq names its product TSC complex subunit 1b (gene tsc1b). The record is from RefSeq and is a predicted model, not a curated record. Gene Ontology annotation, cellular component: TSC1-TSC2 complex. NCBI's taxonomy places the organism in Eukaryota, Metazoa, Chordata, Actinopteri, Characiformes, Serrasalmidae. The transcript has 22 exons. The coding region runs from base 209 to 3874 and encodes 1221 amino acids. Gene Ontology annotation, biological process: regulation of cell cycle; negative regulation of TOR signaling; negative regulation of cell population proliferation.